UCCAUUCAUUAUAUCUAUCAUUUGCCUAACUAAAUCGCCAGUUCCUCUAGAGUUCAACAAACGCGGUCACUUCUCAUGAUCACGAGCAGAGUCUAAAAUGAUUCUAAUAUCAGUGUGGCUUUUUGUCGUUACUUGUGUGGCUAUUGGUGAUCUAGCUGUUGCUUCUUACUCAACACCUCAACUCAUCCCGAUCAACAAAACUGCUUGCCUGGUUGCCCACAAUGCAAAGCGCGCCUUACACUGCGUACCAGACCUUCAAUGGGACGAUUCCCUAGUACCCGGAGCGGAAGCCUGGGCGCUUUACCAUGCCAGAAAACCUCAAGUUGGUAUGGAACACAGUAGAGGAAAUGGCGGGACAUUCCGUGAAAAUAUUUACUACAAGUUCACUGGUGGGACACUAGGCACAUGCGCAGAUGCUGUCCAGUGGUGGUAUGACGAAAUACGAUUCUACAACUACAAUCGCCCUGGAUACAGUCUUCCAUCAUCACAUUUCACGCAGUUAAUCUGGAAGACAUCUACUAAGGUCGGCGUUGCCAUGGCAGCACAUACCAGGGGUCCCUCCACCUACACAUUCGUUGUAGCUCACUACUCACCUGCCGGAAAUGUUCGGGGAACCUUCGCUACAAACGUACCUGACUUAAAUUGCAAAUCGGCUCCAAUACCGUACUUAAAGCCUCAAAUCUACACAUUCAGCACACGUGGUUGCCUUARCGCCCACAAUGCCAAACGCGCCCUGCAUGGUGUUCCAGGCCUCCGUUGGGACGCGUCCUUGGCUUCAGGAGCAGCAGCYUGGGCCCUCACCCUUGCGAAGGAYGUCUCGCUUCGAGUUCGACCCAGUCCAGGAAACGGUGGGAAUUACCGGGAAAAUAUUUACUACAGAUAUGCCGCUCCUCCUGGGACUGUGACGUCAUGUGCACAUGGUGUCCAGUCAUGGUAUGAUGAGAUCAAGUAUUACGACUUCAAAAACCCGGGUUUCAAGCGCAAGGCGUCACAUUUCACGCAGCUCCUGUGGAAGUCAUCUACAAGAGUAGGUGUUGGUAUCGCUGUGGUUACUAGGAAGACAUAUACCUACACGUUUAUCGUGGCUCGCUACGCACCGGCUGGGAACAUCUAUGGCACCUUCGCUGCUAAUGUACCAAACCUUCUCAGCAAAGGUCCUUGCAGAGAUUGCUCAACUGAUGCAGUACCGUACUCAACCCCACAGGUGACAACAUUUAACGUAAAUGAUUGCCUGAAUGUUCACAACGCCAAGCGCUCCCUCCACGGCGUUCCAAACCUCAAAUGGGAUGUGUCCUUGGCUUCAGCAGCAGCAAGUUGGGCGUUAACACUCGCAAAGAAACCGAGAGUUCAGAUGCGAGCAAGUCCAGGGAAUGGAAGAAGUGGAUAUCGUGAAAAUAGUUUUUAUAAGUAUACGUCCCCUCCUGGUACGGUCGCAUCGUGUACGGAUGCUGUACAGUGGUGGUACAGCCAAAUGAAAUACUACAACUUCAACAGGCCUCGAUUCAGCUCCAGAGCACAGCAUUUUACACAGCUUAUCUGGAAGUCCUCCACUAAAGUAGGUGUUGGAAUCGCUGCAGUAUCGAGACAAGGGUAUACCUACACCUUCAUCGUGGCGCACUACGCACCACCAGGAAAUAUUUUCCGCGCUUUCGCCAGAAAUGUGCCAAGAUUGAUCUAAUACCGGCUCCUUGCAGCAGGGUCUUGAAAAGAUGAAAUGGGAGCUGGAACAGACUGAAUUUAUUCGUUGCAUGCUGCAUCACAGACCAUGCACGUAUCAUUUUCUUGAGAAUACAUGAAGACUUUGAGUUGUAUCCAUAUUCAUUUGUCUUCUCUUGCGCAAUAAAGGAUAAUAUAGGAAAUGA
Messenger RNA from Actinia tenebrosa (Australian red waratah sea anemone), 1862 nucleotides. RefSeq lists its product as uncharacterized. Lineage: Eukaryota; Metazoa; Cnidaria; Anthozoa; Actiniaria; Actiniidae. The record is from RefSeq and is a predicted model, not a curated record.